CUUAGAGGGAGGGCAAGAAAUAAAUGGUGGCCAGAAUUCAGAAGAAACACGGAACCAGAGAAUAAAAUUGAAACAUGACAUUGUGGUAACGUCCUAGAGACAGUACACAGAGGUAUACAGCAAAACUCCAGAGCAGUAUCGAUAUGGCGACUUCCACCAAUGCGGACCUGGAAACUGAUGGCUUCAGUCCUGACGGUGAAACCACUGACCAUGCAGCCAGUUUGGAUGUCUUAAAAAGCCAGCAGAGCCUUCUUCUUCAAGAGAUUGAUGAUGACUUGGGGGAUGGUUUUGAUGGGGAUGGUUUUGAUGACGAUGCAGGAGGAACCCCGAAAGUGUUCAUGCCAGGACUUCAGCCAUUUGACCGGGGGAGAGGAGGACUUCCAAGCAACUGGAGCAAUGGCACAGUCUCUGGGGAUUCCCCGCUCUGUCUGAUGCCGUUGACGAAACAGAGUUGGGAGUUUCAAGCCAUCUUGUCGGAGUUUAAAGAUGCGGAACUGACGGUCAAGACGAUUGAGCGAAUCGAGAAUCGGAAAUUGUGGGAGAAGUUUGAGUUGGAAGAGAAGUGGAUGAAGAAAAAUACAGAGGUGAUGAACGAGGUUUAUUUAUUCCAUGGAACGACAGCCCCACAGGAGCAGAUAUGCCGCGAGGGAUUAGACCAGCGUCUCAGCAGGAUUGGCUACUUCGGACGUGGCAUUUACUUCAGCAAUGAUCCCCGUAAAUGUGUAUCCUACACACAGAGCGAGGAAGGUAGCAAGAGCUUCCAGCUGUCAACGUGUACCAUAUACAAGUGCAGAGUGUUGUUGGGGAAUAUGAAGGUAUAUCCACCAGGACAGAGCGAUAAAUUCCUCAAGAGAGAACCACUUCUGGAGCCGGGUGGCCAUAAAUAUCACGAUUCAGUCAAGGGCCAUGUGAAGCAGUAUGAUGAAUUUGUCAUCUACAAAAGUGAGCGCGUCAUGCCAGAGUAUGUGAUUUCCUGUUUCACGCCAACAGCUCCCUCAACUAACAAGGCGUCAGCUGUCGGACAAACUGUUUCGACAUCCGCGAACCCAGACUCGUACAGUGGCUUAGACGAAGAUGAAGUAAGCGCAGAGCUGAGAGCGGCAUCUGCCAAGAAAACUCAGAAAAAUGGUGCCUCGAAGGAAGAUUGUGCUGUGAACUGCUUGUCUGGAGAUUUGGACGAGGAUGAGAUAAGUGCGGAACUGAAGGCUGGCGCUCUUCCAACAUCGCAACUGGAAGAUGAGGAAACUCAUCCAGAGUUGGAACAGGAGGGAGGCCUAGUGGAACUAGAUGAGUCCAAUAGACACUGGGAGGUAGAAGCUGAAGAGCAAUGGCAUUCUCUUGAGGUGGUUCCUCCAGAAGUGAGUAUUCCGAAGGAGAAGAAGAACCGUUCAAGAAACCAACCUGUUGAGACAUCGGAAACUGAUUUAGAUGUGGUGGAAAAUCACCUUGAGGAUUCUGGCGAAGAAGAGGAGAGGAGUAAUAGUUCAAGUAACCGAAACGUUGAGGACACGGAAACUGAUUUAGGUGUGGUGGAAAAUUGCCUCAAUGAUUCUGGCGAUGAAGCCAGUAAGUCAGGGAUCAGGACUGCUUCAGCUACACACUCUAGCCCUGACGCUCGCCCAUUAGACCAAGAUGAUAAUGCUGCAUGGGGUUCGACUUCCAACGAGCAACAUCAGCGUCAGUUAGAAGCAGUACGCACAAGGAUGAAGGCAAACCAGCCUUUGAAAUCGGCAGGAGAGUCUCGGCAGGAGCCAGCCGCAGUGACCCCAAAAACUGAAACGGAAAGCGGGAGAUACGCUAGAAAGGAACUCAUUGACCCAGAAUUUCUGCCCGUCAUUUUGGAAGUUCGGGAGCGAGUGCAGAGGGCACGGUUGCUUGAAAACCAAAACAAGGACAGUAGUUCUGCAUCUGCUUCUUCCCGAGCGCCAGUGAGGUCAAACAGAGAGCCAGACCCCACCGCGUGGUCCCCAAGUGAAUUAGCAAAACAUAAAAAACUUCUGGAAACCAUUCGAGUGAAAGUUCAGGCGGAUAGAAGGCAGGAGGCUCAGGACAAGAAGAAGAAACAGAGAGUGGCGGGAAAUGAUGAUCAGCAAGAUAUUAUUGACAACUCGGCCUCCUCCUCAUGGAUGGUGGAUGAUGACGGAGUACAGGAACUUCUUGAUACGUUAAUCGUUCAGUUUAUGGAAUUCACGGCGUGCGAGGAAAUUGAGGAGGCCAGGGAGUAUGUGAUGAAGGCAAGCAUGGACGUAAACAAAGCCAUCGUUAAUUACUUAAAUGGAUGAUUCACUGGCAUAAUUCAUAUUGGUAUUUUCUGGCAACGUUUAAAUGAUUGCUCUCUUUUUAGUGAGCAUUUGCUCACUUUUCCCUGCCAAAUAUUCUUCUCAUUUCAUUUUGUAGAGUUAAGUAUCUGCCGUCCGAUUUCACCAAACUCUUCCUAACUUUAGGUGUAAUCUUAGUACUUAGAACAGGUCCCAACUUUGCACCAUAACAUGUGAACAGUAGGAUUAAUCCUAAGUUAGGACGAGUUUUUCGUCCCAACUCGAGAUAGGAACUCCUAGCAAUUCGUGAAAUCGGCUGCUGGUAAGUUCAUCUGGCAACUCAAAAUUAUUAUCUAAUUUUUGGUAAACUGCUGUAUUUAGUGCUUGUUAUUUCUGUGUCUUAAAAAAAAUGCCUUUAAAAGGCCAAUCUGUUGAGCAAGAUGUUCUAAUAGAUCACUCACAGGAGUUAGAAACGGUGUUGAUGUGGGUAGUGUCAUCUAACUAUAUUGGUGCAUACUUUGCAGGAAAAUACUGUAUGUUAAAGUGCCUUAAGCGCUACUGAGUGUGCUAUAUAUAAGAAGCCACUAAUAUUGUUAUCCAACAACUGUUGUUAAACAAAAUCCAACAAUGAUGGUAACUCAAUUCUCAAUCUGUUGGGAUUGUCAUGGUGGUGGAUGCUCUGUCCAAAGUUGAAGAUUAAUUAGUUUGCUACAGUAGUCCUGAUACAACAGAAUCAAACCAAAACAUGCGGUUGGAUUUCGAUUGGUGGGAGUGGCUGUUAUGUAAUCAUUGUGGGCAGGGCCUAAUGGAUUGGUCUAGGUGGAUUGUUACCUUAAAAUUAAUAUCUGCAUUUACGCGUAGAUUUUUACAGUUUACUGACUUAUGGAGAUGGGUGGUCGAUCAAUCAAUCAUUAUAACAUUUAUUUCCACACUCACAUGGAGGCAUCAUCGUCAAAGCUAAAUUCAUCUUCAAAAAGGGGUGAAUAAUAUAUGCACAGAAGGUACCUUGUAAAUGUGUCACUUUGGCUUUGUAACUGAAAUUGCGUAAUAAUGACAUUGAUUGUUGAUUUAAUGCUUCAUUUCUGUUGAGUGAUAAAGACAGGGGACGUGUCUGUACUUCAGGGCUCGAGAUUGGUGUAAAAUUGCUUUCUAGCUCAAAGUACCUAAUUUAAAAAUCAUAACCUUCAUGAGAAAGAGCUUUCUACACAAAUUAACUUGUAAAUUGGUUUUAUUUGAACAAGCACUAACAGUCUUAACAGAAGAUCCAUCUCAUUUGUCUGAUGGGUUAGUAUAUUUUGAUGCUCAUUGGAAUUGUAUAAAUACCAGACUCAAAGUCAACAUUUGAACAUAAUUUCUUUCUACAAAGUGACUAUAUUGUUCAAUGGCAAAACACAAGACUGCCAGACUCGUCAAACCAUCAUGAGUUUACUGGCCCCUUGAGGCUAAAACCACUGCCCUCGGGCCGGCGGCGGCGGUAGUAACAAACUCGAGCCAUGCACUUGAUGUUUAAAAUAAGUAUGUUUUUAAUCCAUGAAGUGUAUCAUGUUACUCAUAUUAUUUUUUCGCAAGGUACCGACUGGUUAUGAUCAUAAAUUCACAUGCACUUUUUGCGACUCGUAUCCUGUUGCGGUUUGUUGGACCCAGAACUUGAGCCUGGUGCACUAUUGUAUAUCGGCCUUGGCAACCAAGCAGUUGUACGAUUCAUAAGAUUGACACUAAAAACUUAAAUAAAUUCCAUUUAUCAAUGAAACAACUUGUACCAUUUUCACUUUUAGUCUUUAUUCAGGCUGGCCUCUAAGUUACAAAAAUUAAUCGUACGAUUAGUUCGUCACUCGAAACUGAAAUAAAUGCUAAUUGUCAAUGAAACAACUUGUAGCAUUUUCACUUAAAGGCAGUGUAUACUUUUUGUAAUUACUAGACAAGUUAAACAGCUACCCGAGCGGAAUGUUUUCAACGCACUUGGUCACCAUUUUAAUGUAAUUUUGAUAUGUGUACACUUCUGAAC
Messenger RNA from Asterias rubens (European starfish), 4263 nucleotides. RefSeq lists its product as uncharacterized. Gene Ontology annotation, molecular function: NAD+ poly-ADP-ribosyltransferase activity. The transcript has 6 exons. The record is from RefSeq and is a predicted model, not a curated record. Bases 144 to 2282 code for a protein of 712 amino acids. Lineage: Eukaryota; Metazoa; Echinodermata; Asteroidea; Forcipulatida; Asteriidae.